This is a messenger RNA of Ostreococcus lucimarinus CCE9901, 1095 nucleotides long. RefSeq lists its product with no specific name. Gene Ontology annotation, molecular function: 2-oxoglutarate-dependent dioxygenase activity. NCBI's taxonomy places the organism in Eukaryota, Viridiplantae, Chlorophyta, Mamiellophyceae, Mamiellales, Bathycoccaceae. The transcript has a single exon. The record is from RefSeq and is a predicted model, not a curated record. Bases 1 to 1095 code for a protein of 364 amino acids.
AUGUCGACGCUCGACGCGCUCGAGCGAUGCGCGAGAGAAACGCGCGAGUACGUCGGCGCGCGCGUGACGCGCGCGACGUCGCCGCCGAGCGCGCUGGCGUUCGCGAUGGCGCACAUCGCGGCGAACGUGCCGCUGUUGACGGCGAACGCGACGACGCACUGGCGCGCGCACGACGCGUGGCGCGCGAACGAGGGCGUGAUGGAGGAUUUCGGAGGCCCCGAUGCGGUCGUCGAGGUGAACGCGACGCCGAACGGGCGAGGAGACGCGGUGCACAGGGUGGAGAAAGAUGGCUGGGCGCGACUCGGGACGGGGACGCGGUGCGAGACGACGGGACGAGGCGAGACGCGCGACGCGUUCGACGCGUUCGUGGAGCCGGCGAAGAGGGAAAUGACGAUAAAGGAAUUGUUUGAAUCGCUCGAGGACGGCGCGGGGACGGGGACGGCGUGGUAUCUGUCGGGGCAGAACGAUAAUUUGAGGUCGAGCGAAGCGUUGGCGCGCGCGGGCGCGCGAAACGACUUCGACGUCCCGUUCGCUCGCGAAGCGUUCGCGAGCGUGGGGAAAGCCGGUCGUGACGGUUUAGGGGAGGCAGUGAACCUGUGGAUCGGGAACGAUGCGUCGCAGACGUCGUAUCAUCAGGAUUUCUAUGAGAAUAUUUACACCGUCGUGCGCGGGACGAAGGUCUUCUCGCUUCGACCGCCGUGCGACGUGUUCGACAUGCGCGCGACGGAAGCGGUUCGCGGCGUGUUCGAAACCGACGACGCGCUCUCAUGGCGAAUUAAACUCCGUCCUUCGUUCGAACCGCGCGUUGUCUGGAGCGCGGUGGACCUCGAUCCAGUCACGGGCGAGCCGAUUUUCGGCGACGACGACGCGUUACGAUACCGUCGACCGCGUCCCGAACCGUGCUUCGACGUCGAAGUGCGCGCGGGCGAAACACUCUACAUCCCCGCGAUGUGGUUCCAUCGCGUGCGUCAAAAAGGGAUCGCGAUCGCGGUGAAUUCGUGGUUUGACAUGCAUUUCGGCGACCGAUACGCGACGCGUCCGCUGUGGGAGCCGUCGCGACGCUCCAUGUCAAGUUCUAGCGUAACUCUAGCGUAA